ACCCAGCCGUCUACACCGCAGUAACGAACGACACCGACGGCCGCAGUGAGCAGUGUUGGAGCCGCUCGCGACAACAUGGAAAUAUUCGCGCCCGAAAUAGUCCCGCGUCCGACUCAGCUAUGAACUGUUGCGAGUCCAGCAGGCCGCAGUGCACGCAGCGGAUUUCGUUCGACCUUGGCUUCCCUCGACAUCUUGGACCGCAAUGAACGGUACGGUGAGGGUGUGCGAUCAGCGCGAGUGAGCGAUCGGCCGAGACCUAGUGGCACAAUAGUCCAGCAGGGCGAACAUUCCGCCGCACAGUAUGGCCUCGGUCGCCGCUUGGCUGCCAUUUGCCCGGGCGGCGGCCAUCGGCUGGGUGCCCAUCGCCACGCACCCGCUCCCGCCGCCUCCGAUCCCCAAGGACCGACGCAAGGCAGACGACGAGAAGCUGCUCAUCAACGUGUCGGGACGGCGAUUCGAGACGUGGCGGAACACGCUCGAGAAAUACCCAGACACCCUCUUGGGCUCGAACGAGAGAGAAUUCUUCUACGACGAGGAAUGCAAGGAGUACUUUUUCGAUCGCGAUCCGGACAUCUUUAGACACAUCCUCAACUACUAUCGCACGGGAAAGCUCCAUUAUCCGAAGCACGAGUGCCUCACCAGCUACGAUGAAGAGCUGGCGUUCUUCGGUAUCUUGCCGGACGUCAUCGGCGACUGCUGCUACGAGGAUUACAGGGACCGCAAGCGCGAGAACGCAGAAAGACUCAUGGACGAUAAAUUGUCCGAAAACGGCGACCAAAAUCUACAACAGUUGACCAAUAUACGACAGAAGAUGUGGCGGGCCUUCGAGAAUCCGCACACCUCGACGGCGGCUUUAGUAUUCUAUUACGUGACAGGUUUCUUCAUUGCCGUUUCGGUGAUGGCAAACGUCGUAGAGACGGUGCCUUGCGGCAGGCGACCGCAAGGAGCAGGCUCCCUGCCGUGUGGCGAAAGAUACAAAAUCGUAUUUUUCUGCUUGGAUACUGCUUGCGUUAUGAUUUUCACUGCUGAGUACUUAUUACGAAUGUUUGCAGCCCCUAACCGAUACAAGUUUGUUCGCUCCGUCAUGAGCAUUAUUGAUGUUGUAGCUAUUCUACCUUAUUAUAUCGGCCUGGGCAUCACCGACAACGAUGAUGUCUCCGGUGCUUUCGUUACCUUGAGAGUCUUCCGGGUUUUCAGAAUUUUCAAAUUUUCACGUCAUUCUCAAGGUCUACGCAUCUUGGGUUACACUCUCAAAUCGUGCGCUUCCGAACUUGGUUUCCUCGUAUUCUCCUUGGCCAUGGCCAUCAUCAUCUUCGCCACGGUCAUGUUCUACGCAGAGAAGAACGUCGGCAAAACCAACUUCACUUCCAUCCCCGCUGCUUUCUGGUACACGAUCGUAACGAUGACUACUCUAGGGUACGGCGACAUGGUCCCGGCCACUAUAGCGGGAAAGAUCGUGGGAGGAGUUUGCUCCCUGAGCGGAGUGCUCGUAAUCGCAUUACCCGUACCUGUUAUCGUUUCCAAUUUCAGCAGGAUUUACCACCAGAAUCAAAGAGCAGACAAACGCAAAGCUCAAAGAAAAGCUCGUUUGGCACGCAUUCGCAUCGCGAAAGCGUCAUCGGGGGCGGCUUUUGUCAGCAAAAAGAAGGCCGCAGAGGCCCGUUUGGCCGCGCAGGAAUCCGGGAUAGAACUGGACGACAACUACCGAGAGGAGGACAUAUUCGAGUUGCAGCACCACCACUUGCUUCGGUGCUUGGAGAAGACGACCGACCGCGAAUUCGUCGAGCUCGAGGUGCCGUAUAACGGCCACCCGAAGCGUCCCGGCUCGCCGUCCCCGAUGGCGAGCCCCGCUCACUCCGCGGUCUCCAUAGGGUUGAUUCAAUCCUGCUGCGGCAGGUGCUGUCCACGCAGGUACCAGCAGGCUUGCGGCAAGUACAUGCCGGCAGCUUCGGCAGCACAGUCGAAUCAAACAGGCGGUGGUAUGGACGGCACUUAUCUUGUGGAGGCGUCCUUUUAGACAUGUCGGCCGGAACAUAUCAAUCUCCCGCCUUGUGGUUGCGUCUCGGUCGCGAUUCCCUUUUCUUCGUUUUCCAAACAUCGAUUCUAUUGUGUUGACGUGUGUAGUGUAAAUUGUGAUAUAGCUGAUAAAUGAACUGACAGUUGAUCUAUGUACGUACUUACACAAUAAACCGACUCAUUCUACACUCGUUUCAUAGACUAUAUGGUGUAUUGUAAGAUAUAGAGGGUUGCACUUCAGUUUUUUGAUUGAAUAGACUCGCGUCGUAGCUCUGACCGUUCUAUCGUUCUAUCUCUCUCUAUCUUCUUCACAGACACUGUCUAAUACAUUCCUGUCCAUCUGAAACGGAAUUCUGGCUCCUCGCGCGAGUCUAAGAGGCCAUCUUUAAACUGGAGCUCACGCCGUACUACUACAUAACUAGUAAUUACAUAAAUCGUUUUACAGUCUUACUAAUUAGGAAGGAACACGUUACGUGUUACAGUAAAAAUAAUUAGUUAACUAUACAUAUAAAAAAACAUAAGUAGCCAUUGUAAAAUUUCAAGAUACCUAUAUAUCUAGAACUUAACGAAUUUGUCUUUCACAUUGUUUUGUCUCCACCAUCUUCUAAAAUGAUUGUUUCGUUUCGAUUAUAUAGUUUAAACAAUAAAUUUUCCACAAUCUAA
Messenger RNA from Zophobas morio, 2679 nucleotides. It is a transcript of the gene Shal, whose product is annotated as potassium voltage-gated channel protein Shal. Gene Ontology annotation, biological process: potassium ion transmembrane transport; protein homooligomerization. Gene Ontology annotation, molecular function: A-type (transient outward) potassium channel activity; protein binding. Gene Ontology annotation, cellular component: voltage-gated potassium channel complex; membrane. The record is from RefSeq and is a predicted model, not a curated record. Lineage: Eukaryota; Metazoa; Arthropoda; Insecta; Coleoptera; Tenebrionidae. The transcript has 3 exons. Bases 302 to 2017 code for a protein of 571 amino acids.